AUGAAUAAUCAAUAGAGAAUAAAAGUGAGUGUUUACAGUUAUAAUCCAAAUGACUUGAUUGGAUCAGGAUACAGAAGUCAAGUCUUCAAAGGUCAGAAUGAUAUCAAUGGAGAGGUCGUUGCAAUAAAAGUUUGUGAUCAUUCAAAAAUACAACAUGAAAUAGAGAAACAGUUAUUACAAUAGGAAAUCAUUGCUUUAUAAGUAUUAGAUUCUAUCAACAUUGUUAAAAUGCAUUUUUACACUCAAAAUACUAAUUUCACAUUUAUCAUAACUGAAUACUGCAAUUAGGGUGAUUUAGCGGAUCUGCUCGUUAAAAGAGCGUGCAUCCCUGAGAAUGAAGCAAUCUUAAUCUUUUAUCAGAUUUUAAAUGGGUUCAAAGACCAAAUCUCUAAGGGAGUCAUUCACAGAGACCUAAAACCUUCAAAUAUUUUGAUAAACAAAGGCAUUUUUAAGAUUGCCGAUUACGGGUUUUCGAAAAUGGUUUAUUCCAAAAACGAAAGAGUCUAAUAUAAUGUGGGCACAACUCUCUAUAUGCCUCCUAAAGCCUUGACUGAAAACAAGUAUUCAGAAAAGAGUGAUGUCUGGAGUUUGGGAGUGAUGUUCUAUUAAAUUCUUAAUGGUAACGUACCUUGGUAGGCAGGUACAGAAUAAGAAUUCAUCAAAGUGAUCACAACUACUCCUAUUCAUUUCUCGAAAAGCAUCAAUAUUUCAUCUGCAGCAAAAGAUCUCAUUGAUAAAUGCUUAUAAUUAGAGGAGAACAAGCGAUACAAUUGCAAUCAAUUACUAGAACAUGAGUUAUUCAAAUAAGUGUAAGUUAGACCUUCGAGAAAGUCCAUUUAAUUGUUAGUCAAUAAUUAUCAAAUUGGAGAUUUAGAAAAGAGAGCCAAAACUAGCAAUUCUCAAGAACGAUCGAAUCUUUCUUUUCAAAGCUGUAGGAACUCAAAAGCAAUCAGAUAAGAAUUCAUCAAUUAUGGAGAUGCUGUAAACAAUAUACUAAAUUUACUUAAAUUGAUUUUAAGAAUAGCUAAAAUUGUUGAUCAUUUUGAUUUCUUAAUUGAAGGAGGAUUGAAAGAAAAAUUAUUGUACUUUACUAUCAAACAUGCCAUUUUCAAAUCUAAACAACUCUUAACUAUUUUAAAUCAGAAUCAUUCCACAAUAGAUUAAUCCAAGAAGAAUGAUUUAAUAAAUUAAAGUACUUUUAUGUAUGAUACAUUUAGAAUUUCAUUUCAAAAAUUGUGGGACUCCAUUCAUCGAAAUGAGACAUUAUGUAAUGCAAUACUUAAAGAUACUAAAUUUGCAGCCGUAUUUGACUAAAGUGAAUUAGAAUUUAAUAGUCAUUAUAUUUUAAUGCUUCCUAUAUUAAGAAAUUCCAUUAUUUCGCUAUAGAAUUAAUUGAACCUAAAAUUGAAUAAUGUGAGAGAGCAUGAUUAAUUAGAUGGAGCAGAGGAAGGGGGCAUACUGGUUCUAAAAUAUUUGGUAAUAUACUUGGAAAUAUGUAUGUAUAUAGUCGAACAUUUUAAAACUUCAAUAUUCUAUUUGAAUCAAUUCAAUUUAAAAUUAGUGGUUGAAGAAAAGCCUACAAAUUUGACAAAGAAAUAAUUCCUGUAAAUAUGCUAAAGAAUUAAUUCUUUGAUGCUCAAAUACGUUGAUUGA
This is a messenger RNA of Paramecium tetraurelia, 1653 nucleotides long. RefSeq lists its product as uncharacterized. Gene Ontology annotation, biological process: autophagy; peptidyl-serine phosphorylation; protein autophosphorylation. The transcript is spliced from 5 exons. Gene Ontology annotation, cellular component: cytoplasm; autophagosome. Gene Ontology annotation, molecular function: protein serine/threonine kinase activity; ATP binding. The record is from RefSeq and is a predicted model, not a curated record. Lineage: Eukaryota; Ciliophora; Oligohymenophorea; Peniculida; Parameciidae.